Messenger RNA from Centruroides sculpturatus (bark scorpion), 738 nucleotides. Its product is annotated as ATPase WRNIP1 homolog C26H5.02c-like. The transcript is spliced from 3 exons. Bases 104 to 601 code for a protein of 165 amino acids. The record is from RefSeq and is a predicted model, not a curated record. Gene Ontology annotation, biological process: regulation of DNA repair; DNA-templated DNA replication; DNA repair. Gene Ontology annotation, cellular component: nucleus. Gene Ontology annotation, molecular function: DNA binding; enzyme activator activity; single-stranded DNA helicase activity. Lineage: Eukaryota; Metazoa; Arthropoda; Arachnida; Scorpiones; Buthidae.
UAACAGCUGAUUCGCGCUAAAUGGAUAUACGGUAUAUCUAAGCGUGGUUUAUAUUUUACAUAUGGUAUUUUAAAAUUUAUUUUUUCGUUGUUAAUAUUAUACAAUGGAUGUUGAAUGUCCAGUCUGCUCUCUCAAGUUUAAAAACGACGUCAUUAACUCUCAUUUAGAUAAAUGUCUAGAGAAAACGGAAUCUUCACACAACGCUUCGAAACGAUCGAGCGGAGAAACUUCCAACUUCUUUGAAGCAAAAAAGAUUAAGUCGAAUUCAGUUGAUAAUUUACCAAAAUCUGUUUCGGAAAAUGGAAAUUUAUGUCAGAAAUCAUUUUUAGAUUUUGAAAAGAAACCGAAAAAUUUUUUACCUAGUCCUAAAACUUCACAUAGUAUUGAUGAUAAAACACCUUCAAAACUUUUUGCACCACUUGCUGAUCAAAUGAGACCAAAUUCAUUAAAUGAAUAUAGUGGACAGGAACAUGUUCUUGGUGAAGAAUGUAUAUUAAGAAAAUUAAUUGAAAAAAAUGAAAUUCCUUCAAUGAUAUUUUGGGGUCCACCAGGCUGUGACAACUUUGGCCCAUAUAAUUGCAAAAAGAAGUCAAGAAUAUAGUAAAAUUAGAUUUGUCAAAUUAUCUGCUGCUUCUUCAGGUGUUAAAGAUGUGAAAGAUGCUAUUGAAGCUGCAAAAUCAGCUCAAAGAAUGUUUAAGAAGAAGACAAUACUCUUCAUUGAUGAAAUUCAUCGCUUUA